Messenger RNA from Glarea lozoyensis ATCC 20868, 681 nucleotides. RefSeq lists its product as uncharacterized. Bases 1 to 681 code for a protein of 226 amino acids. The record is from RefSeq and is a predicted model, not a curated record. NCBI's taxonomy places the organism in Eukaryota, Fungi, Ascomycota, Leotiomycetes, Helotiales, Helotiaceae. The transcript is spliced from 2 exons.
AUGGCUCCACUUCCAUCCAUUAGUAUUGCGUCAAUUACCAUUGGAUUUAUAUCUUUCGCAUUUACUUUAGCUAUUUGGCUACAUGCUUUUUGGGAUGCCUUUUUAACCCUCGGCGCCGCUCCUCACCAAAUCCAAGAUGCACUCUCAACCCUACGACAAGGCCUCUACGAAGAGCGCGAAUACCUGCGACGAGUCCGGCGGGUCCGAGAAUCCCGACACUCACCGAAUCUGAAAACCCCACAAAUAAACGCCUCCCACAAAGCAUUGUACUAUGAAGGUGGUCCUACCAGGGUGAUGACAGACGCCGUCAAGGACCUGAUUGCAGAAUUCAAAGAUCUCGAGAGACCGUUUCUGGUUUCGCCGCAUACGGGAACGGAGAAGGAGUUGGAGUGGAGUUAUGAUGCGACACAGCAAUAUUAUCGGUGUGAUUUGGUACAUCGAUUGAUUUGGUUGAGGCGUAAAGGCGGAGUAGAGAGUAUUGGAGUAAGAUUGAAUAAGAUCCAGACGAGGAGGAUUGCGGUGGAGGUUACUGAAGCGCAUUUCAUGUUGAGUGAUGCUAUGGGUUUGAUCAGAGAGAUGGGCGGAAAGGUCCAAAAAGCCGAAGAUAGAAUAGCGCGAAUCCAGGAUAGGCUGAUGAUUAGCCAGGUAGGUUGGGAUGAGAUUGAGGGUAGGGAGCGUUGA